AUGGGCAACUCCUCCUGGUGUGGCAGUGACUACGACUUGAUGCCACACAAUUUAUCUGUGACCAGUAGCAGCCUCCAUGCAACUUGGCUGGAAAUAAAAGAGAGAGAGGAUGUGACAUGGUACUUGAAAAUCUCACAGUUGGCACUGGCUUUAGCUAUUAUCCGCUCAAAGCCUCCAGAUAAAAGUAGCAAAGAAUAUACAGAGCACCUGGCCAAGAUUGUAUCUAGAUCGGAUUCCAAGUGGAAGUCAAAAGUUGAAGCACUGGAAGCUGAAGUUCUUCGUUUAAGACAGCAGCUCCAUCUGAGCAAACUUUUUUCAGGAUUUUGUUUAGAAAACAGGAAUUCAGCUAUCAUAGCUGAGACUGCGCUGUCUACCAAUACAGAAGAUUGUGCAGACCAUUGUGAAGAUUCUGGAUGUGAUGUCUCAAGUAACUGUAUUGCUGACACACAAGAGAACUGUCUUACGUCCACCCAAAGUGAUUGCGGUAGCAACAGUUCUACAUCUGUUAUUCUGUCAAGUGCACAUCCAAUAUUGACACCUUGUCAUGCCUUUAAGACAGAUUCUUUGGUUGCUCAUAUGCAGUUCCUACAACGUUUCAUUGAACUAAGAAAACUGACAGAAGCUGGAGGCCCGAGAACAGAUUUGAAAAAAAUUGGAAGUGAUUGCUCCAAAAUAUCAGAUUCUCUCUCUCAAUUAGUCGAUGGCUUGGUUAUUUCAUAUAGUCUUCCUGAACUCCCUUUUUCAAUUUUUCUGAAGCAGACAAUUUUGGUCAUCACCAAGUUAUUAAAUGAUGCUGAUUUAUCUAGUCAGAUUCUGGGAAAGUGUUUCAGAAAGCUGGAAGACUCUAUCAAAAGACUUGUAGCAAUUGUUUUAAACAACAGUAAUCUCAAUCGAUUUCAGGUGCAAGAUUCAAUAUCCCAUGCCCUUGUGUCGCUAGGUAAAUGCAGCACAUUAAGGAACUCUACUAUAUCCUUGCUUUUCAGAGAAGUCAGUCGAUUUGCUGAGGAGUUGCAGCAUAUGAACAAGGUUCAAGCAAAGUAUGCUAUUCAGUAUGAAAAUAUUUUCUUUCUGUGUCAAGUUUUGGAACAGCUUCUUGAAAGGGGGACGGAACAAGAAAAUGCUGCUUGUUCAGUCUGUGAUGAAGAAGAGAAAAAGAAAUUUUUGCAGAACCUUGAUCAAGCUAUUUUUCAUCUUUCAGAUGAGUUCCCCUUGUUCUGUAUUUAUUUAUGGCGUCUAGGUACUCUGUUGAAUGCAGCAGAAAUACAAACAGGUGGUGAAAGAAAUUGGCCUUCUUCAGAGCAAUAA
Messenger RNA from Eublepharis macularius, 1305 nucleotides. It is a transcript of the gene MEI4, whose product is annotated as meiotic double-stranded break formation protein 4. Gene Ontology annotation, biological process: oogenesis; spermatogenesis; DNA recombination. Gene Ontology annotation, cellular component: lateral element. The transcript is spliced from 5 exons. NCBI's taxonomy places the organism in Eukaryota, Metazoa, Chordata, Lepidosauria, Squamata, Eublepharidae. The coding region runs from base 1 to 1305 and encodes 434 amino acids. The record is from RefSeq and is a predicted model, not a curated record.